Molecule: messenger RNA, 625 nt
Organism: Salvelinus sp. IW2-2015
Lineage: Eukaryota; Metazoa; Chordata; Actinopteri; Salmoniformes; Salmonidae
Product: stonustoxin subunit beta-like
Molecular function (GO): protein binding
Source: RefSeq, a predicted model, not a curated record
CCUGGGAUUAGAAAAUAUGUCUGUGAUCUCACACUGGACCCAAACACAGUAUACAUGCGCCUCUCUCUGUCUGAGAAGAACAAAAAGGUGACACAUAUGGGAACGUGUCAGCCGUAUCCUGAUCACCCAGAGAGAUUUAUGGAAUGUGGAGAGGUGCUGUGUAGAGAGAGUCUGACUGGCCGCUGUUACUGGGAGGUAGAGUGGAGUGGGAGAGGAGAGGAAGAGUGGAAAGGGAGAAGGGUUGAUAUAGGAGUGACAUAUAAAGGAAUCAGCAGGAGAGGAGGGGGUCUUGACUGUUGGCUUGGAUACAAUGACAAGUCCUGGAGUCUGCGCUGCUCUGACAACAGUUACUCUGCCUGGCACAAUAAUAAUUCCACUACCAUAUACGUCCCCUCCUCCAGCUCCCACAGAGUAGGAGUGUUUCUGGACUGGCCAGCCGAUACGCUGUCCUUCUAUAGAGUCUCCUCUGACGCACUGACCCACCUGUACACAUUCCACACCACAUUCACUGAACCCCUCUAUCCAGGGUUUCAUCUUUGGGGUUAUGGCGCCUCAGCGUCCCUUUGUCAGGUGAAUCUGAGUAACAAUGACCUGAAGCAUUCAGGAGUGAAGCUGCUCUCUGCUG